UGUCGCCGAACAGUAUCGAUCUUCUUCGUCUCUCUUUUCUGACUUGUCAUAGCCAGCGCCGCGGCAAACCCCAUCCCAUCCCUUCCCUUCCCUUCCCAUCCUCCUAUCCUGGCCCAUUCCGAAACGGCAUCCGACUGACUACUGAUCACUCUGUGAAAAAAAGUAGCCUGGUCUCUCCAAAUCUCUGCUGCUUGUCCUUACUAUACCAUCUCAUGCACCUGCUCCAACUGUAACUCUUCCCAGUCCCUCCUUCCCAUACCAACACAAACCACCAACAACACACUCUCCCCUCUUUCCUCCUCUGCUUCUUCCAGAUUUCUGGUUAUGUUGUCCACACUGCGACUUGGACGAGCAGCUUCUUCUCUCCUCACAACCACCCGUGCCUCAAACUCGUCAACUCCCAUCAAGGCUUUCACCAUGGCCCCCGCCAAUAAACGAAAACAGUCUACCAAGCCCCAAUUUUGGGUGACUGAGGAAUACAGAGAAGACAAAUCCAAGGGCAACAUGCUUCGCUUUGAGGAUUCUCUCCCCCGUCUGCCCGUCCCUACUCUCCAAGAGACCUCCGCACGUUAUUUGAAAAGCAUUCAUCCCCUCCUCUCCAAGGAUGAGUUUGCCGCUUCCGAAAAAGCUGUCGCCGAGUUCAACAAAGCCGGCGGCCUGGGCGAGAAGCUCCAGGAGCGUCUGAUUGCAAAGGCACAAGACCCCAAAAUCAAGAAUUGGAUCAUUGACUGGUGGAACCACGACGCUUAUCUGGGCUAUCGUGACCCCGUUGUCCCAUAUGUCUCCUACUUCUACUCCUUCCGGGACGAUCGACGCCGGAGAAAUCCCGCCAAACGUGCCGCGGCAAUCACCACCGCAGCUCUCGAGUUCAAGCGCCAGGUUGACACCGGUGAUUUGGAGCCUGAAUACAUGCGCAAGAAGCCCAUGGCCAUGAGCAGCUAUGAAUACAUGUUCAACACCUCGAGAGUCGCCGCUUUGCCCGCCGAUUACCCCAUUCAAUACCCCGCCGAGGGCAACGAGCACAUCAUCGUCAUUCGAAACAACCAAUUCUGGAAAGUCCCGACCCACGUCGGCGGUCAGCAGCUAACCACGGCCGAGUUCGAACUGCAAUUCAACAGAGUCUACCGAAAUGCCCAGCAGACCACCCCCUUCGGUGCUCUCACUUCCCUGCCCCGUGAUCAAGGCGCAAAGGCUCGCGAAAAUCUCCUAGCUGCGUCCCCUCUCAACGAGGCCACACUCAAAGACAUCGAGGCCUCAUCAUUCGUCGUCGCCUUGGAUUCGUCGGCUCCCGUUACCUUGGAAGAGCGAGCACACGUCUACUGGCACGGUGACGGCGCAAACCGCUGGUACGACAAGCCUCUGCAAUUCAUCGUGAACGACAACGGCACCGCAGGUUUCAUGGGUGAGCACAGCAUGAUGGACGGUACCCCAACUCACCGAAUCUGUGACACUGUCAAUGCCUAUAUUGUUCACAACAAACUCGACUUUGACAACCCUUCUGUUCGUUCCGACCUUGCCGAUCCCGUCGCCCUUCGCUUCGAGACCUCUCCCGCCGUCCUCGAGGACAUCUCUGCCGCACAAGCACAAUUCCGACAGGUCAUCGCAUCCCACGACCUCCGCGUCCAGGCAUACCAGGCCUACGGCAAAGGUCUGAUCAAGAAGUUCAAGUGCUCGCCAGAUGCGUAUGUUCAAAUGAUCAUCCAAUUGGCCUAUCACAAAUUCUACGGCAAGAACCGCCCAACUUAUGAAUCUGCUGCCACCAGAAAAUACCAGUUGGGCCGAACAGAAACCACCAGAACUGUCUCCGACGAGUCAGUGGCAUUCUGCGAUGCCAUGGCUGACUCCUCCGCCCCCCGAGAAGAGGUUGAGCGCAAAUUCCGUGAGGCUGUCAAGGCUCAUGUGCAAUACACCGCCGAUGCCAGCGACGGCUACGGUGUGGACCGCCAUCUUUAUGGCUUGAAGAAACUCGUCCAGGAAGGCGAGGAACUCCCGGCUCUUUUCAAGGACCCUGCAUAUUCAUAUUCUUCCAGCUGGUACAUUUCAUCCAGUCAAUUGAGUUCCGAAUACUUCAACGGAUACGGUUGGUCCCAGGUCAUUGAUCAGGGCUGGGGUAUUGCAUACAUGAUCAAUGAGAACAGCUUACAAUUCAACGUCGUUUCCAAGCAUCUUGGUUGCGAGCGCAUGAGUUUCUACCUCAACGAAGCUGCCAACGAUAUCCGAGACCUGCUCACCCCCUCUCUCGAGCCUCCAAAGGCCAAGUUGUAGUUGUGCUACCAUGUCACGCAAUGAUUUGAAUGGUUCAAUUCGCUGGACAGGGCUGGAGCCAAGUCUGUGGGGGACCGUUACAAGUUGAAGAUGCAUGUGCACGAUGAUUCGGACCUCGCGCAAUUGAGCAUAGAGACAGAUUUGCGGGGUUUGAUCAUGGGAAAUUUGCGGGAUUCAUGUUGACUGGGUACAUAUAGACAGACUAUGUUGGCGGUGUGUAGGAUUCGUGUGCGGUGCCAGCAAUCAGACAAGAAAUGUAAAGAUACCAAAUAGUCCAAGUCAUGUUGGGCGUCCUCGCAAAAUCCGCUG
Messenger RNA from Exophiala mesophila, 2574 nucleotides. RefSeq lists its product as uncharacterized. Gene Ontology annotation, biological process: carnitine metabolic process. The coding region runs from base 325 to 2265 and encodes 646 amino acids. The record is from RefSeq and is a predicted model, not a curated record. Gene Ontology annotation, molecular function: carnitine O-acetyltransferase activity. The transcript is spliced from 4 exons. NCBI's taxonomy places the organism in Eukaryota, Fungi, Ascomycota, Eurotiomycetes, Chaetothyriales, Herpotrichiellaceae. Gene Ontology annotation, cellular component: mitochondrion; peroxisome.